AUGGACUCCACUACACCUCUGCAGGAAUGCUGUGGUAUCUGGCGCCAAGCAGAUCCAAGGCCGGCACCCACUAACUCUUCUCCCCUCCAAUCUGGUGGUCAGAGGACUGCUGAGGUCAUCACGUCUAACACAGGGUUCACAGCCCGGCAUUGUAUGAGAGGACUCCAAGGGACAGACCACUGCAGGAGCAAAGGGAAAGGUCACAUGACCGUGCUGACCAAUGAGAAGUGCUUCCGAGCCAGGGACCAAUUUACAGAAGAAGCACUUCCGCCCUUCCCCUGCGGCCGUGGAAGAGGCAGGGGCCGCGGAAGAGGACGUGGGGCCCGUGGAAAAGCUGACGACAAGGAAUGGGUUCCCGUCACCAAACUCGGCCGCCUGGUGAAGGACAUGAAGAUCAAGUCCCUGGAGGAGAUCUACCUCUUCUCUCUGCCUAUUAAGGAGUCUGAGAUCAUUGACUUCUUCCUGGGCUCCACUCUUAAAGAUGAGGUCCUGAAGAUCAUGCCUGUGCAGAAGCAGACCCGUGCCGGACAGCGGACAAGGUUCAAGGCUUUUGUGGCCAUUGGAGACUACAACGGCCAUGUUGGUCUGGGCGUGAAGUGCUCCAAGGAAGUUGCCACUGCCAUCCGUGGUGCCAUCAUUCUGGCCAAACUGUCCAUCGUACCUGUCCGCAGAGGCUACUGGGGUAACAAGAUCGGCAAGCCACACACCGUGCCCUGCAAGGUGACAGGUCGUUGUGGCUCCGUACUGGUGCGUCUGAUCCCGGCUCCCAGAGGUACCGGCAUUGUCUCAGCUCCUGUCCCCAAGAAGCUGCUGAUGAUGGCUGGUAUUGAUGAUUGCUACACCUCGGCUAGGGGCUGCACUGCCACUCUGGGUAACUUUGCUAAAGCCACCUUUGAUGCCAUCUCAAAGACUUACAGCUAUCUGACUCCUGAUCUCUGGAAGGAAACUGUCUUCACAAAGUCCCCAUACCAGGAGUACACUGACCAUCUUGCAAAGACUCACACCAGAGUGUCUAUGCAGAGGACCCAGGCUGAUGCUGUUCCUGCCACCUCCUAAAUGUUCUAUCAAAGAAAAUAAAGAUCAAUGUUUUCACCAUU
This is a messenger RNA of Nanorana parkeri, 1097 nucleotides long. RefSeq names its product ribosomal protein S2 (gene RPS2). Lineage: Eukaryota; Metazoa; Chordata; Amphibia; Anura; Dicroglossidae. Bases 1 to 1056 code for a protein of 351 amino acids. Gene Ontology annotation, molecular function: RNA binding; structural constituent of ribosome. Gene Ontology annotation, cellular component: cytosolic small ribosomal subunit; ribosome. The record is from RefSeq and is a predicted model, not a curated record. The transcript is spliced from 10 exons. Gene Ontology annotation, biological process: translation.